AAUUAAUACAAAUUAUUUCCUUUUAUGAAGAAAGGCAUACUAUGAAUUGUUCCCAAAGUUAAAAUCUUUCAAUGUUUUCUGAGCUGUUGUAAGAUAAUGUUGUUUUCCAUUUCUCUGCCUUUCAGAUCGCCUUUAUUUUGCCAUCCUAUGCAGUAGACCAAAGACCACCUCUGGCACACAUUAUUUCUCCAUAGAUGAUGAGCUUGUAUAUGAAAACUUCUAUGCAGAUUUUGGACCGCUUAACCUGGCCCUGCUAUACAGAUACUGCAUGAAGUUAAACAAAAAAAUCAAGUCCUUUUCAUUGACCAAGAAGAAGAUUGUUCAUUACACCUGCGGUGAUGAUAAGAAACAAGCCAAUGCUGCAUUUUUAGUAGGAAGCUUUGCUAUAAUCUAUCUAAACAAGCAGCCUUUAGAGCUGUAUCGGCUUUUGCAAACAGCGAAAACAAACUACCUUCCUUUUAGGGAUGCUUCAUUUGGUACCUGCACUUUUCACUUAACCCUUCUUGACUGCUUUUUUGCUGUGCACAAGGCUUUACAGUAUAACUUCUUUGAUUUCAAAACUUUUGAUGUGGAGGAGUACCAACAUUAUGAGAGAGCUGAAAAUGGUGACUUCAACUGGAUCAUCCCAGAGAAAUUCUUAGCUUUCAGUGGGCCUCAUCAAAAGAGUAAAAUAGAAAGUGGUUACCCACACCAUGCUCCAGAAGCCUAUUUCCCUUACUUCAGGAAACACAAUAUUACUACUAUUAUUCGCCUUAACAAGAAAAUGUAUGAAGCAAAAAGGUUUACUGAUGCCAAUUUUGAACACUACGAUCUCUUCUUUGUUGAUGGAAGUACUCCAAGUGACGCAAUUGUCAGGAAAUUCCUCAACAUAUGUGAGAAUGCCGAAGGAGCAAUAGCGGUACACUGCAAAGCUGGUCUGGGUCGAACUGGCACGUUGAUAGGGUCCUACAUGAUGAAGCAUUACAGGAUGACUGCUGCAGAAACCAUUGCAUGGAUCCGCAUAUGCAGGCCUGGCUCUGUCAUUGGUCCUCAGCAACAGUUUAUGGUUGAGAAGCAGCGCAGCCUAUGGAAUGAAGGGGAUAUUUACCGGAAAAAGUUACAAGAGCAGGAGAAUGGAAACAGAUGCGCAGUCACGUUUAUUCUUUCUGGUGUGGAUGACAUUUCUAUCAGUGAUGAUAAGGGCAAGGCUUGUGGGAAAGAAGAUAUUGGACUGUACAGUGAGGAUGAUGAUGAUGAAUCCAUCCAUGUGACUCAAGGGGACAAGCUUCGUGCCCUAAAGUGUAAACGUCAAACAAGAGUAUCAGGGGCAGCACCUUUAUCUCAUUCCAUUCCAAAGACUAGAACCGUGCUGCGAUAAGAACAAGCCAAGGGCUGCCUUUGCCGAAGUGAACACAACAGACUUAUAAACCAAACUUUAUGUCCUUGGACUUACAGGAUUUGCAGCCUAUAGUCUUUAAUCCCCCAAACUGUCUCGCUCCACCUCACUCGCCAGCAGCAUGAAGGUUACUUGUAUUAUCCAAUGUAGGAAUGGCCAGUAAACUACAACUUCCUAUGGCUGUCAGGAGGAACUGGAAGACAUUGCCCCCCACCCUCCUUUAUCAGAACUCUGCUACUAACACAGCUGUACUGUCUCGGGCACAAGGUAUACAAACUGCAGCAAAGGAAUCCAGGGGGGCACUCUGCAUGGUUUAUAAAUUGUGAUGGCAAUCAUUAUAGUGCUAGGAUGACACUGAGCUCUAGAUUUCUACUGUCUUGGCCGAAAGCAUACACAGGUAACCAGGACUGCUUCAUAGUGUCUGACACAUUUCGUGCCGACUUGUGUUCAUUUCUCUUCUCAUUUCUCUCUUCUCAGUAUUCCUUGUUUAAAAGGAAGCAAUGUAUAUAAUGUGUAAAUAUCUAAUCAUUUUAAUGUUCACUAGACCAAAGUGUUCUUCCUAACGUGCAUUUAUAUUAUGUUGCAAGUUUUUUUUUUUUGUUUUUUUUUUUUUUAAUAAUUAACCUCAGGCGCAUGGGCAUGUUAAUUUGUAGAGAAACUGAAAAAAAAGAUUUGCACAUCUAAAAAAAAAAUUAAUGAAUUGGGAAAAAAAAGUGUAUAUUUUGUGCAAGCCCCUGUGCAAAUAUCAGGAGCCCCACUUGGGGACUUAUGGUAAAGUGGAGGCCAUCUAGAUGACGAACUACAAUUUCCAGCACCUACUGUUGGGAGUUGCUGUUCAGGCACAUCCAGAGGGCCCCUACUUUCCCAUGACUGAAUUAAAGCAUAUUAAGCCCAUGUAAUGUCCUUUUGGAGGGCACCACAAUAAGGGUUGGGUAAUGAACUGAUGAAAGAUGCUGCUAUUGCCAGGUGCAGAGUUGGUCUGCCAACAGUAAUAUGGUCACUUACAGGUUUUCUGUCUUCUCAACCUGUCCCUCCAAACUGUACUUGCUUCUGCAAUGCAUUGUGAUGCCAACUGAAAGGAAGCAGAGGUCAUGUGGGCUCAUGUGCUGCCACAUAAAAUGCUCCUAACGACAAAAGGAGUAGUAAGACUUGCAGACAAGACAUUCGGAAGAUCAGCCUAUCCCUGCUACCCACUUGUAUUUGUGAUCAUGUUAACUUGCUGUGCUUCUGAGUUGGCAUGUUAGCCCCAGACUGUCCAGGCACAGGUUAUGGAAGUUUUUUUUUUUCUACAAAAGAGUCUAGAUAGUAGCACUGCUUGCUCCUCUGGGUUUGGAUGCUCAUUAUAUUUCUGUACAUAAAUUAUAUAUAUAUAUGCCUUCACCAAUAUUGCUCUGCAAUGUGACAUUGCUGGCAAUGCAAAAUGAAUUUAUAUGGCUCCCCAUACUGAACACAUUGAUUAAUGGUAAUCCAUAAUUAUUGUGGCAAGUCGAAGUGCUUAUUUCUUUCUAAAGCUACACUAUAUGUUCAGAGCACACGAGUUUAUAAGUGCAAGUUAGAGAAUAACAGUAGGGAUUAAAAGUGAACUACCCCCACGGGCACAUACCCCAUAGGGCAUAUUGUUGCACUGCAUGUAGUCAUUAGUCCUGUUCAGCCAUAGGUAGAUACGAGAGUCUCUCUCUGAAUUUAGAAAAUUAUAGAUCUUUUUAGAGUUACUUUAAUCUCCUCCAUGGGUCCAAGAAAUUCUUUCAGUGCUGCGGGGAUGAUGGUAACAGAACAUACUGUGGCAUUGGUCUUGCAUUUAAUGACUCAUUAUGAGGAGUUUAAUGCAAUGAAUUUGCAGCAAUUAGAUUAUUCAGCCAUUUUCAGACUUUAAAAUGCUGAUGAUGAAACAGAUUCUGAUUUUGGGUGAUGUGCCCUCUGCCUUGCACUAGAAGCCAAGCAUAAAUACCAGGGCAUGGAUGGCAACCUCUAGCCCUCUGGAAACUAGAGCCAAAAGAGUCUAGGAUUGAUUGAUUAUGAUGAUGAAUUACCAGCCCCACCAUCCUAAGUUUUCACUGUUAUUCAGGAAUCCAGUCCCUGUUUGCCUUUACAUGGCGCUACCUUGGGGGUCUUCUACUUUAUAUUGAAUUGACUUGAAGUAUUUAUGCAUAUAUGCUAUUCUCUAGUUCAGCAAGAUUUAGUUUCUUUAUUUCCCAUUUCAGUUGCAAAGGUUUUUUUUUAUCUCUACUCUCCAAAACAGUGGUGAUUAGGAUGUAAUGGGCCAAGCUUUGUAGCGCUCCAUUUUCUUUGUAUCCAGUUUGUUGAUAAUAAUGGAAUAAUAGGAGGAAAGGUAUCCUUAAAGACAGCCAGUAGAUUUUUUUUUUUUUUUUUUUAUUAUCCAUUUUUAAUUGAGAGACUUCUCUUGCUGCACUUGUGUACUCUCCCAGAAUCCCUUGCUUCCAUGUUCUAGAUUUGCACACAUAUAGUAAAUAGUUGGAGCACUACGGAGGAGGGAAAACUCAGGGAUAAAGGGCAGUGAAGAACUGUUGUACCUGCUAUAAAGGCCUGUAUUACUGGGUAAUUCUGAAUGUUGAAGUGUAGAGCAGUGAGGCCUUUACAGCAAAUGGUUUUUGGUGUGAAGAUUAUGGAAGCCUUUCCGCUCACGCACACCCAUGUUUAGCAUCACUGUGCUCAUGUUACGGUUCUCGUGCCUCUUUCAUGUACAGAAUAUGUUUUAAGAGCUUAUUUAACCCAUAUCCCCAUUUCUUAAUUUUUAGUAUAUUGUAUAUUUGAAAUCCUAUUUUUUAAACUGGA
Xenopus tropicalis (tropical clawed frog) is the source of this 4168-nucleotide messenger RNA. It is a transcript of the gene cdc14b, whose product is annotated as cell division cycle 14B. The record is from RefSeq and is marked validated. Lineage: Eukaryota; Metazoa; Chordata; Amphibia; Anura; Pipidae. Gene Ontology annotation, molecular function: protein tyrosine phosphatase activity; hydrolase activity; protein serine/threonine phosphatase activity.